AUGACACCCAGCUCUGAUGAUGUCCAUCAUAUGAUGGACGAAAGCUCAGCACGUUUUCACCUGAAACGAGGGAGGAAGCCUCGUGGACUGCGUCAACAUAAAUAUCGUAUAAAAGCCAAACGGCUGCAGUACGAGAUCCAUCCGUCCUCAUAUGGUGAGAUCGACCAACGAAUCUCUUCUUCAUGCACUUUCAUCCGAAAUGAAGAUCCCCCUAACAAUGCUAUCUCUGGAGAGUCAUCGAAACCAAAUUUCUCUUCGUAUCCAAGUCAACACAGUUUCUAA
Messenger RNA from Protopolystoma xenopodis, 282 nucleotides. NCBI's taxonomy places the organism in Eukaryota, Metazoa, Platyhelminthes, Monogenea, Polystomatidea, Polystomatidae. The record is from the annotation of a GenBank genome assembly.